This is a messenger RNA of Opisthorchis viverrini, 2243 nucleotides long. RefSeq lists its product as hypothetical. Lineage: Eukaryota; Metazoa; Platyhelminthes; Trematoda; Opisthorchiida; Opisthorchiidae. The transcript is spliced from 11 exons. The coding region runs from base 1 to 1239 and encodes 412 amino acids. Gene Ontology annotation, biological process: protein phosphorylation; intracellular signal transduction. The record is from RefSeq and is a predicted model, not a curated record. Gene Ontology annotation, molecular function: ATP binding; MAP kinase activity. Gene Ontology annotation, cellular component: nucleus; cytoplasm.
AUGGUGAACCGUCGUUUGCCGGAGAGAGUGCUGUUUUCCGUGCCCGAUUCAGAGUGGUGCGAGCAGAGUGAUGGUCAACCUCUGGCCUGGCACGGGGUGUGGAAGCGGCAACGAAAGUUCCGGAUGCUAUCGGUAUUUCUCGCCUUUCAGGAUAUGGUCCACAUGACCGCCACUCCAUCAAAAAUGCCCGCUGAGACCAUCAAAGGUCAGCAGUUUGAGGUCUCGCCAAGAUACACUAAUCUUCAUUUCAUUGGAGAAGGCGCUUAUGGAAUGGUCGUGGCUGCGCUUGAUACUCAACGACAGGAGAAAGUUGCAAUCAAGAAAACGUCGCCAUUUGAACAUCAGACAUUUUGUCAGAGGACAUACAGGGAGUUGAAGAUCCUCUUGCGGUUUUCACAUGAGAAUAUCAUCGAUAUCAAGAACCUAUUACUCGUCGGCAGCUCCCUGGAGGAAAUGAAAGAUGUCUAUAUUGUUCAGACCUUGAUGGAUACCGAUUUAUACAAACUGCUGAAGUCCCAACGAAUAUCAAAAGAACACAUCUGCUACUUUUUAUACCAAGUGCUUCGAGGCCUCAAGUAUAUUCACUCUGCUAACGUUCUUCAUCGAGAUUUGAAGCCAUCCAACCUCCUAAUCAAUGCAAGCUGUGACCUCAAGAUUUGUGACUUCGGUUUGGCACGCGUCAACGAUCCAGAGCAUGACCACAAAGGUCUUCUCACCGAAUACGUGGCCACGCGUUGGUAUCGAGCCCCGGAGAUUAUGCUCAAUUCCAAAGGCUACACCAAGUCCAUCGAUAUCUGGUCUGUUGGAUGCAUUUUCGGUGAAAUGUUUAGCUGCAGACCGUUGUUCCCGGGAAAACACUACGUUGAUCAACUCACCCUUAUCCUCGGUGUUUUGGGUUACCCGAAGCGGGAAGAUCAAGCGUGGAUCGUCAACAGUAACGCUCGGCGUUUUGUCGAACGGUUCAAAAAUAGCUCUGGGAAACCGUGGAAGGAUGUGUACCCCAUGGCAGACGCCAAAGCAAUCGAUCUGCUAGAACGUCUUUUGGCCUUCAAUCCAGCCACUAGAAUCACCGUCGAAGAGGCGCUAGCACAUCCCUACUUGGAGUGCUACUACGACCCGACGGACGAACCUGUCGCCGAGAGACCGUUUUCCUUCGAAGCGGAAUUGGACGAUUUGCCAAUCGCACAGCUGAAGGAGAUGAUCUAUCAAGAAGUUAGCCAGUUUUCCGAACCAAAGUGAUACUGGACACCGGCUGAUUGCAUCAGUUCCCAGUUGAUAAUUUUGGCAACCCAAUUUUUUCUCAAUUUUUUAUCCCGAUCUCAGACAGAACAUAGAACAGCGUUUUGCUCAAGCAGACCUGAAGAUCUUGUUGUGAAUGUGGGUGAUCUUGUGUCAUGGUUCUGUGACAAGCUUCCAAUUUCCACAUCAGCAUUCCACACUCAAACACAAUCCCGCACACAUCACUAAUGUAUUUUUGGCUGAUGCUGUCAUCCGACCGAGCCUGAACUCAUGACAAAACCCCUUGUUGUCCCGGCUUCAGUGUUUGCGAACACCAGAGAUCUUGCCAGGUUCCUAUACCUCACUCGUACAUGCGCCAAGGUGUCCAGUCAUGUUGAUCUCGGUGCGCGUUGCCUUCCCUUCGGCCGUUAUAGAUGUGUCCCCCACUCCACACACACACCCUCUCUCUAUCUCUGCUGUGCUCGUUUGAUGUCCCAUUCUUUCCUCUCUUCUUGUUGUGCGUCUGAUGUGACGCAUUGGACCACCUGUCCAAUCAGUUAUCGCUUUUCGCAUCCACCUGAACUGUCUUCUCACCACCGGUCUUUCCGAUGUUUGUACAUUGAAUCUGCACAGAUUGACCCAACUAUUCACCCCAAUCACAUACUGUUCAUUAAGCGCCAGUGCCGACCCACCGUGUAUUUCUCCUCGGUCAUUUGACAAUUUUUAAUCCUACUAUUUUUGUUCACUCUAUUUUUUUGAUUCCAGCUCCUUAUCGUGAGAAACUGCUGGACCUCCAACAACAACAUUCACAGCUGAGGGCACCGUACUCUCUUCGCUCCUUCCUUCUUUCAAGGCACAUAGGCGUUAGUACUAACCUGACCUAACUUCGAGCAUAGAACUACGUUCCUCUACCGUUCGAAGUUUUGUUCUUUUUUCUCUCUCCUAAUCUCCUACUUUUUUGUGAACCAAUGCUAAAAACGCAGCCUAUUUUAUACCUAUUUCAAAAAGACUUUCGGAAAAUCGUG